Molecule: messenger RNA, 1223 nt
Organism: Photinus pyralis (common eastern firefly)
Lineage: Eukaryota; Metazoa; Arthropoda; Insecta; Coleoptera; Lampyridae
Product: juvenile hormone acid O-methyltransferase-like
Exons: 3
Coding region: 474-1160 (228 amino acids)
Source: RefSeq, a predicted model, not a curated record
CAGACGGAGGGACGGACAAACCUCAAGCAAAAGCACAUUUUUUUAUUCUAAAAAUAAGUUAUGUUUGAGCUAAUUUAACAUGUUGCCAAGUGUCUCGUUUGAAACUUUAUACGAUGAUCGCGAAAGCAUUUGCGAGCGGUUCAAGCUAUUGGUCGAGAAAGCAGUUGCCUUUCGCAACUACUAUCUACACCCUACACAUAACUUUCGCAUGGAAACUAUCAGUUUUAAAAAAAUGCUCCCCUGACCUUUGCUCUGAUCGAAUAGUUACUAGAUUAAUAUAUGUGGAGGAGGUAACCAGCGUCGACAUCUGUGAAUAUGUUGUUUUCACAACAACCGAUUAGUAUUAAUUAGUAGAUUACUAGUUCAUCAGCAAUUGAUGUGUGGACAUAAAGCGACAGCAUUUUAGAGCACAAUCUCCAUUACUUAAGCGAAGUUACUACGAGUAAAAUUCUUCAGCACCCAAGAGCCUCGUCAUGAACAAUCCUGAAUUAUACGAUACAACUGGAAAGGUUUUAGACGCUCAAAUGGAAUCUAUUCUUAAAAGUUACAUACGCCAAUUGCCUAGGAAUGGAGAUCAAAAGGUUGUCUUAGACGUAGGCUGUGGGCCAGGUCGCUUGUCUUUCAAUUACCUUUACAAACCGCUAAGUGCCGAAAUUAAAGAAAUGAUUGGAGUCGAUCAGUCUGAGGAUAUGGUAACGUACGCUAAUAGACACUACGGAAACGAUAACCUCAAGUUUGUGAAAUUGAACAUUGAAACCGAUUGUAUACCCGAACAUUAUUUGGGGCGAUUUGAUUAUGUAUUUUCUGUUGGGGCUCUGCAUUUUCUUCGCGAUUACACAUGUGGGUUUACUAACAUAUCUAACAUGAUGAAACCAGGUGGAUAUGCUUUGCUGGUCUUUCCAGAGAGCGGUCAGAUGUACGACAUUUACAAAACAGUAUGGACAAAGCCCACGUGGAGCAAGUUUAUCCGCGAAGAGAAACUAAUGAAUAUGCCAUUUAAUAAUUGCAAGAACCCAGAAAAUAAAUUGCGUGAUAUUUCGAGAACAGCUGGAUUCGAAUCACUACGUCGUGAAAUACGCGAUAUUAUUUCGCUUCGUGUAUUCCGGUGCUUAGAGACGUUCCAAAACGCUUGCAAGAACAGUUCAUUAACGACCACAUAAAAGAGUGUACACCACGUGAGAAUUUAUUAAAUAACAAUAUGGUGUAUCGUCUCGAUUAUAAGU